CGCGUACCUGAAGUCCCAGCAGGCCGACGACCUGCUGUUCUGCUACCGCUGGCUCUUGCUCGAGAUGAAACGCGAGUUCGCGUUCGAUGACGCGCUUCGAAUGCUCGAGGUGCUUUGGGCGUCGCUGCCGCAGCGCACGCCCGCAGGCGAGCUCCCGCUGGCCGAGCGCGCGGAGCCGGGCUCGCCGCCGCUCAGCCCGCUCGUGAAGGCGCCGCGCGACAACGCCUACACCAAGCUGUGCGCCAUCCGCCGCCAGAGCUCCAGCUUCAGCCUCGCCAGCGUCAAGGCGCCCACGCUGGCCACGCAGCGCCCGCACAACCACAGUCUCGACGAGAGCGCGACGUUGGAGGACUCCUCGCUCAAACGCGCCAAGGAGUUCCAGAGUCUCGACGACGCCGCUUUGCAAACUAUCAAAGCCAAACUCGACAAUGAGGUCGAUACGAGUGAAGAUUCUAAGGAAUCCAAGCUUCCCGAGCCAAAUAUGACGAGCUCGCCAGAUUCUCAGAAACGAGAUCCGAUCCGCGCCAGCAACGGGAGCGUCGUCAAUGGAAAAGCGCACCCGGAUGGAAAGGAUACGACGUUAGGGGGACAAAUAAGAUUGCUGCGAGACAAAAUAUCCGUGCACAAUAACAAGUUCGAUGGCCUCAACGACGUAGAUCCCGACAACAGGCCGAAAGUGAAGAUGAUCAAAAACCUAAACGAAUUCUUGAAUUUCGCGACGAGCAGCAAACCUGAUCCGAUCAGACGGGAAAAACUACAACGAGCACACUCGGUCAUAGAGACCAGUAAGGCGUACCCCAAAAUCACUUUAAACAAAAUGUCUAUGGACGAAAGUGACCUUAGUAAACCGAGCGUCAAGGAGUCCCUCCUAAACAAAAUCAAUAGGAGCAUUUACAACGACGCCAACGACGGCAGCAGCCCCGACGACUCGCAGGAGUACUACCCGAUGACCACCUCCAUGACGCGCGAGCUGAGGCUGGAACUCGAGCAUCUGGAUCGGCAGGUGUUCGGGCCCUCGUACGUCAACCGGUGCAGCAUGAUCGACUCGCCCUCCGACUCCACCAGCACCGAGGAGAAAGGGGACGAGCGGAGCAAGCGGGAGACGAAGGACACACUAGAGCUUCAAACGGAAGUCGGGGAAACGGCAAAGCGGUCACCCAUGGAUACGAUAAAGUCGAACGCCCGGAGCGCGGAAGAUAUUUACCUGUGGGAGAACCCGUUACACAAGCGAGCGGCGCGGGCGGCCUCGUGCCCGCACACGCCGGACGAGCACCCCGAGCUGGAGCUGGACGACACGGCCGACAUCUUCGAGGAGGGCGGCCGCAAGUCCGUCACGCCCAUCCGCCGCCACCGCCCGCCCGACCCGCCCCGCCCGCCCCGCCCGCCCCACGACGCGCAGACCCCCACGGCCACAGACGACGGCGUCUCGAAAUCACACAAAUUCUUCUCGAAUAUGUCGCAGGAGUUGGAAAAUGCGAAGAGAAACUGCGAGUCGCUGUUGAAUGCGAAGCCGACGAAUUUGCACAGUGUCGCGUCGACUAUAAACAACUUCCAAAAAAAGUAUGAAGCUUUAAAACCGCCCGUUCAGAAGACUUUUGCCGCGGGUGACGGCGUUAAAAGUAUAAGCGGGCUGCCGCCGCCGAGCGUGUUCGGCGGCGGGAACCCCUUCCUCAUGUUCCUGUGCCUGACGGUGCUGCUGCAGCACCGCCACUACGUCAUGCGGAACCGCAUGGACUACAACGAGCUGGCGAUGCACUUCGACAAGAUGGUGCGCAAGCACAACGUCAACCGCGUGCUCAACCAGGCGCGCCAUAUGUACGCCAUCUAUCUCAAACACCAGAACAAAGGUGACGUCACCACGUGAACCUGCCUCUCGCUCAUAGUGUAUUUUCGUAAUAUGUAUUUAUCGAAUUGUAACACUAGUAGAGACUAUGAUAUUCUAUUAUGUACAUUCAAUAAUGGAACCGUGGUGGCUAAGUUGAUAGGUACGGACGUGCAAUAAAAUUUGCAUCAGUACAGGUCACAAUAUGUAUACAGUUGUAAAUUUAGCUCUAUAGGUGGGUUCACACAGAGCGAGCAUACGCGCGAGGCAAUUUCCUCCGAGGCAUGUCUACACUGGCCGUUUUGUGCGUGAGGAAAUUGCCGCGCGCGUAUGCUCGCUCUGUGUGGACCCGCCUAAUUAAGUAAGUAAAUAUUAUACGUAUUAAAAAUCUUGACUGUACUAAAAGAAGAUGUUGAAGCUAGCGGAAAUUUUGUGAAAGUGAGAAGCAAACGUAUAUUUUAAUAAAUGGAAAAACAGUCAAGGCUACAUGGUAUUCGCGCAGUGUUAUUCUAAUUUUGUGUAGACUGCAGUAUUCUAAAAAUCUGUUAAUUGAGAUUAAUUUUCCGCCCUCAAUUAAACUUUUGAAUAAACAAUUUCAACUUGUUAAACUUCCUUUUGGAAUAGAGAUUUUAUUAGAGACCACACAGGUUUAAAACUGUUGAGGUGUUCAAAAAUUUAAAUCGACUACAAAGUAUUAAAUUGUAUUUAUGUCUAUCAUUAAGGAAUCUGUUUACUUUAAUUAGUAAAUUUCAAAAUAUUCUGAUGAAUGUAAUUUUUAAUUUAAAUAAUAAUGUACUUACAAUUGUGUAAGCAAUUAGUUAGUUUACGAGGGACUGAUUAACACGUAACUUAAUGUAUUUACUAAGUUAGGGGUCAGUUUUAGAAAGAUCCAUUAAACCUUACGUUGGUUACUAAUGCCAAAGAGAAUUUGAAAUAAAGGUGGAUAGUUAAAGAAAACUUUGUAACCACGGUAAAUUUACUGCCAUCUGUCAACACAUAAUUAAAACUUUUAGAACGCCAUUUGACUUUGAUCCUUAUUGUUUCACUGAUAUGUGUUAAAUUUGUUAAGUAUCAAAUAGUGGCGCCACUUUAGUCAAAUGGCGUUCUAAAGGUUUUAAUCAUGUGUCGAAAGAUGGCAGUAAAUUUACUGUGGCUACAAAGUUUUCUUUGACAAUCCACCUCUAUAUCAAAUUAUCUUUGCUAAUGCUAAAACAAUACUAUAUACUGAUGACUACUAGCGGAUCUUUUUAAAACCGAAGCCUUUAUUCCAAAGAACUUAUUUUGACAUUGUGAUAUUUUUGCAUCUAUCUGUUAUAUUCGUUUUUAUAUGACGUACUACGUAAUUUUGUUGACUAUGUUGUGAUAGAUUUUUUAAGUUAGCUAACAAUACCUUAGCACAAUAGAAGAUAUCGCUCGGUAUUACGUCUUAUCCUUAUCACUUUCGCAUUUAUAUACUAGGAAGUGGUUGAUUUUCGUCAAUAGGUAUCUAAGGAUGGUAUUCCAACUGUCCAAUUUCUUUGUCCAAUGUGCAUUGCGUCACACUCUCUUAAUAAGCAAAAUGUGAGAUGCAAAUAUCGGACCAAAAAAUUGGACAGGUAGAAUACCAUCCUAAAACACAUCGAAACGGGUAACUGGGCGUGGAAUUGGCUAACUCGUUCUAUAUAAAAUCGAUCGAUCGAACCGUGCAGCUAGACGAAAAGGUUAAUUAGUUGAGUUUUAAUAAGUUCCCCGUUUUGUCCCUGGUUUGAUACAUUCAUGUCAUAAAUAAAAUAUUAUCAGAUAUGUGAAUUCAUAAAUAACUUACUGUGUAUUAUUUUAAAUAAAUUUUCGCCAUAUACAUGUUUAGAACGCCUAUGAAUGCAUGCAAUUUAAUUUUUAAGAAUGCAUCGGGUAAGGGACGAAACUCCAUUGAUUCAACAAAAAAUGUAAAUGCUCAUAAUAUGACAACGUGUGAAAUCCGUGCACAUACGACACAAGCUUUAUAUUGCUUUUAUGGUCUUUCUCUCAUAUUUACUUCUGUAAAAUAUCUACUCGAUACCAUGAUGUGAGAGUAAAUCUAGUCGACGACGUGAACUAUCGAGGCUUAUCAAAUUAUUCCAAAACUAUUUCGAAAAAAGCCGCCGAACUAUAAUACCUAUAAGAAUAAAUCUCGUACCUUAAUAUUGACUCUUAUUUCAAGUACUUACAUGCUUGUGGCCUACAGUGCUUUACAAUGAUAUCCAUUCUAUUGUAUAUUAUAUUUUUGAAUCAAUAUUUUACUGAAUUAAUUAUCGCUGAAUGAAAAAUAAACUAUUAUAGCUUGAACAGGAA
Molecule: messenger RNA, 4132 nt
Organism: Cydia pomonella (codling moth)
Lineage: Eukaryota; Metazoa; Arthropoda; Insecta; Lepidoptera; Tortricidae
Exons: 2
Coding region: 65-1864 (599 amino acids)
Source: RefSeq, a predicted model, not a curated record